AUGGCAGCUCCCGAUGAAUCGUUCGUAGAUUUUCUCGAAUUUGCUUCACGCGCAAGUGAUUUGUGCUCGGGGAAGCUGUAUGCACGGGUUUGUCCGGAUCGUCGUCGUCUGCUUGACCGCGAGAAUCCUAUGGAGUGCUACUCGAACGAUGAGUUCCUACUUCGUUACCGGUUCACAAAGUCGUCUGUCUUGCGUAUUUUGAGUGAGCUUUCUCUCGAAUGUGCGACAGACAACAGAGGUCAUCCUCUUCCUUCAUUGCUGAAACUGCUUGCGACCCUUCGCUUCUAUGGUGCUGGCGCUUUUCAAACAGUUAUUGGUGAUUUGGUGGGAAUAUCACAGUCAGCAACGUGCAACGCGAUCUGGACAGUUACGAGGCGCAUCGCUUCUGUACUUUAUCCAAAAUAUGUCCGGUUUCCUCUUGCAUCCGAAGCAGCGUCAGUAAUGACGCGCUUUUACUCGAUUGCCGGGUUUCAGGGCGUCACUGGUUGUAUCGAUUGCACACAUGUUCCUAUAAACAGCCCUGGUGGGAUGCACGCCGAAGUUUACAGGAAUCGUAAGGGAGUUUUCUCCAUCAACGUACAGGCCAUUACUGGUCCAGAGCUUCAAUUCUUCGACAUUGUUGCGAGUUGGCCUGGGUCAGUGCACGACAGUCGGAUAUUUGAUAACAGCAGAGCUCGUGUCCUGUACGAAGAAGGGAUGCUGCCUGGUAUCUUGCUUGGGGACCAAGGAUACCCAUGCAUGCCCUUUCUAAUGACUCCACUGAGCGACCCCAGAACGCAAGCAGAAAGAAGAUACAACCGAAGCCACAUUAAAACGCGGAAUUCAGUAGAGAGAGCAUUUGGAGUGUGGAAAAGAAGAUUCCCAUGCCUCAGAAUGAAGCUCCAAACGCGGCUUGAACGGUCAGCUGCUUUCAUCUGCGCUUGUGCAGCACUACACAACAUCGCAUGCGUAUGGAACGACCCCUGCCCAAUGGACAACAUGCAAAUACAAGAAGAUGAGGGUCCUCUAUCUGCUAUCUACCCAGACGUUGUGCUUGGUGCACACAUGAGGCGCCGUCUAAUUGAAAAUGUUUUUUCCCGCGUCCAGGACGAUGCUUAG
Ornithodoros turicata is the source of this 1098-nucleotide messenger RNA. Its product is annotated as putative nuclease HARBI1. Bases 1 to 1098 code for a protein of 365 amino acids. NCBI's taxonomy places the organism in Eukaryota, Metazoa, Arthropoda, Arachnida, Ixodida, Argasidae. The transcript is spliced from 3 exons. The record is from RefSeq and is a predicted model, not a curated record.